GCUCUCACUCCACCCAUCACAAAUCCUAAACCCAAUCACUCCAUCUUCACUUCCCUCUUCCAAAGAUUCAAUCUUGUCACUCUAAACUCAAAUGGGUCUCUCCACAAUGAACUCUUCUUCUUCCAUCACGCCACGCCACUACAACACCCACAAGGUGUUCCUUUUCUGCAACUACAUUCUCUUGGGUGCAGCCUCCAGCUGCAUCUUCCUCACCCUUUCUCUGCGCCUCAUCCCCUCUCUCUGUGGCUUCUUCUUCAUCCUUCUUCAGAUCUUUACAAUCGCGGGUGCUAUCUCGGGUUGUGCUGCUGUGGGGGCCAAUAGCUGGUACUCUGCACACAUGGUGGCCACUGUGUUAACGGCAAUUUUUCAGGGUUCGGUUUCCGUGCUGGUGUUCACUAGAACUGGGGACUUUUUGGGGCAGUUGAAGUCAUAUGUAAGGGAGGAAGAUGGUGCUGUCAUUCUGAAAUUGGCUGGUGGACUCACCAUUUUGAUCUUUUGCUUGGAAUGGGUGGUGCUGACUCUUGCUUUUUUCUUGAAGUACUAUGCUUGUGUUGAGGGAAGUAGUGGUACUAUUGUGCCUAUGAAGAGUGGGAAGGUGCAGCAGGAUGAGGACUUGAAGGAUUGGCCAUGGCCUUUCCAAGUUUGAUUCUUGUUAAUGACAAGAACAAGAACAACAAGAUGCUUCUCUACUGAUAUAUGGUCAUCAAAUUCGUUGAUUUGUUGGAGAAUUGGAUGCUUAUUUCUCCUGAUAUAGAUAAUUGUGUGUUCGUUUGUUUGUCUGUGAUGUAAUUAGGAGUGUGGUUGUUCUCUCCGUUCAUUUUUUUUGUUGUUACCUAUUUUCCUUGUCCAUCAGAAGUUCAAUUACUACAAUAUAUCAGUUUUGCCUAUUA
Molecule: messenger RNA, 890 nt
Organism: Vigna umbellata (rice bean)
Lineage: Eukaryota; Viridiplantae; Streptophyta; Magnoliopsida; Fabales; Fabaceae
Source: RefSeq, a predicted model, not a curated record